AUUGUAAUUAGGUAAUGGGCCAUCUCGGCCUCGAUACCAUUUGGAGAAAAAAAUAAACAAGUUCAGAACAUCAGCAACAACGGCAGGUAUACUAACAUAAUACCACUGGGGGUGGCAGUACAGUUGCAGGCUGGCUUGCGUCCGGAUACAGAACGUUAAGAGAGCAGAAUGGAUGACUUAAGCCCCUCUUCUGGGAUCAAAGAGACAAAAAAGGCUCCAGCAAGGCCUCCUUUACCUUCAAGUGCAAAUGCAUCAUCUGGAGCUAGUUCAUCAGGUGAAGAGAAAAGCCCAGAAAAGAGGUGUGCCAAACCUGUGCAGAUGCCAUCUAGCAUACAGCAGCAUUUAGAUGAAUUGAGGGAUUUACAAAAAAACAAAGUCAGAUGGUUUUACAAAGAAGGAAAAAAGUGGAUACCAUUUAAUGGAAAGGAUUCAUUAGUAAUGGAAGAGGAAUGGCAAGCUCUGCAGAAAGAAACAGAUGUUGGUAUGUCAGAGAAGCCCUCUAAGCCAACUGUAAGGGGCAAAUUGUUUGAGGUGGACCUCUUACAGAGACAGUGUUCUCCGCUGUAUUGGAAAGUAAAUGGGUCAUCAACACCAAUAUUACGAGGAACCUGGUUUAAGAAGACAACUUCGCUUGAUCAUUGGGAGCCUUUAGAUGAAAAUGAUGCUAUACAAAUAGAAAAAGCUCACCAAGGUGUCAUACGAUCUUUGGGUUAUGGGUCAUCUGAUGUUAUGGAAACAGAUUCGCCAGUUAUGCACAUGAUUAGACUUGGAGCUGCCACCAGGGUAGAAUGGCACGAAAUCAAUGAAGUGAGGUUAAUACACGAAACAACAGGCUCAAGACUUGCACAAAAGAUUGGUAUAGGAGGUUCUGAUAAUUUGGCAAGAGGUUGGCAUACUAACGCAUCUGUAAUUGAUGACAUACCGGAGAUAAACCAUUUAGUAUUUCUUAUACAUGGUAUGGGACAGUUGAUGCAUCAGGCUGGAGGAAUAGUUAGCAGUGCACACAAGUGUAUUGCCCAGUUCAAUUGGCAUAACACUGCUUUUAUAACCAGGUUUAGAGACAAGGUGAUAAAGAAGCAUUUCAAAGACUGUUUCAAAACUGGACGGGUAGAGUUCUUUCCCGUUGAAUGGCGCACAUCUCUCAAAUUGGACGAAGGUUUAGUUGAUGCCGUGACCCCGACAAACGUUAUUGGACUACGAAAGAUUAUUAACGAAACUACUAUGGAUAUUAUGUAUUACACAAGCUCGUACUUUAGAAACGAGAUCAUCAAAAGCUUGCGACAUCAGUUGAACAGCAUAUACGUGAAUUUCGUAAAUCGAAACCCGGAAUUUUUAGCCAGUGGUGGAAAAGUGUCAGUCAUUGCACAUUCAUUGGGAAGUGUUAUAUUCCACGAUAUUCUGACUGACUGGAACAAUCAAUUGCUUGAAGAACACAAGCAGCAAGCAGACAAAAACGUAGCAGCAGAGGGCAGAUGGUCGUGGAUUUGGGGAUCUGGAAAACGAAAGGUGGCCCAAGAGUCUCUGGAUGUAACGGAGGCGCAAAUUAAAGAGCGUGCAGCCCUUCAAGAAGAAUUGCGACAGACGAAGCUCAAGGUAGCAGAGCUUGAAGCAAAGAUACGUGCGGAUGAUAAUCAGCCAGCUGCCAAGGACAUGUGCCAGCAACAAUGUGGAAGCAACUGUUCCUUAAAUUUCAAGGUUGAGAAUGUAUUUAGCAUCGGAUCACCGCUGGGAGCAUUUUUGAUAUUAAAAGGGAUUAGGCCGAGAGAUGACUUAGAACAGCACAUCCUUCCAUCAUCUGUUUGUUCCAGAUUCUUCAACAUAUAUGACCCCACAGAUCCAAUUGCUUAUAGACUAGAGCCACUGAUUUACGAACAUUAUGCAGACAUACCGCCGGUAAAAAUCAAACGUCUGACAAAAUCGGGGUCAAUUGACGAGAAUGAAGAAAGUUCACUAAGGGAAACCGGUUCCGCAAAUUGGUUUAAGAGCUGGUUCAAUAAUCCUUCUAAAAUCCCACCUAAAGCUGCUUCAUUCCAUGAUGAGCACGUUGAGUUGCAACAAGAGACAGAGCAAGUGAUGGAUAUUUUAAAAGAGCGCAAAGCCCUCAAACAAAGAAUUGAUUACGUACUGGAAGGUGGCUUCGUGGAAUACCUUUCUGUGAUUACAUCGCAUACGUCUUACUGGGAGAGUCAAGAAUUCACAAGAUUCAUCCUGAAGACAAUUUCUGGUGAUCACAGUGAACCUGUAUAUGCUAUUGGUCUUUGAAUUUGAAACCUCCUUAAAAUUUAAUAUGAGUUAAAUUUCACUCAGUCUUAUCUUUUGGAAAUUAUUGUUCGGUGAAAUUAGUUCUCAGAAAUUUUCUGUCAAUUAACUUGUAAUUAAAUUUUUGCAAAUUAGUUUAUUUAUAGAGUUAAAGUUCUUAUAUUGCCGGCCAGUUCACCAAUUUUUGCAAAUAAAUGCAUUGGCACCUUGUGUUACUGUCGAAUGUUGCAAGCUUUAAGCUGAGAAUAUUUACAGUCCUUGCACGGAAACAGAACUAGUAAUUACGUAUUUUCACUUGAGAUGGGGUAGCAUCAGAUCAUUCGCAUGAUCUGAUAUUCAUGUGAAGGCGUUUACUUUUAACGAUGUCAAGCUAUUUACCUUGAAUUCCACUUA
Rhopilema esculentum is the source of this 2652-nucleotide messenger RNA. NCBI's taxonomy places the organism in Eukaryota, Metazoa, Cnidaria, Scyphozoa, Rhizostomeae, Rhizostomatidae. The record is from RefSeq and is a predicted model, not a curated record.